GUGGUUGAACUGCACUGGAAAACUACAUCCGGUCGUCGCAUGAGGCGAGCGUUGUCGAGGUCACCGCGUAAAUCGGUGGCCAAUGAUGAUGUACAGGACAGCUCGCUCCCCGACACAUCGUUCGCGGCUUCAGUCGCCACUUUCGACCCGUCGCCGAGCUCCAGAACCUCGUCGCAUCGACACCAAGGUGGGCCAUCGUGUCGUACGCUUUGCUCGCAACAUAGUUUUGCCGACGGUCGGACAAGCACCAAGAACCAAAGCACCCGCGGGCCAGAGACAGCGACGAUUACGGAUGCAUCGCUAGACAUGACUGAUGUGGAUGCCCAGCCAAGCCUGAUGACGCAAGAUGGACCGCUCAUGUGUGGAUACCUCAACAAACUGAGCACGGGCAAGUGGAAGCGGCGGAGGUGGCGCCAGCGGUGGUUUGAACUGAACGCGAAUGGAGAGCUUGUGUACUUCAAGUUCAAGCGGACUGCGCGUCGCCAGGCGUCGUCACCACAAGGGUCAUACUCGUUGCACGAAACCGGCGCUCGGUUGACCAUCCAAGUGGACUUGCCGCGCGGCACGCCGACACCGUUUUGCUUUGCUGUGACGGUUGGCGGCACGUCAUUGCUGGUGUGUGCAGACUCGGAGCACGAAUUCCGCGACUGGACCAACAUGCUCUCGAAUGCAAUCGAUCCCUCCGGCACAACGGGUGGAGCUAUGGAGGCGGUGGCAAGCUCGACGGUAUUCGACGAGUUAAUGCGGACAGAGUUGGAAGCCUCCAACGACGAAGAUUCGCCGACUGCUGCGUCUCCGGUGGCGUCCUCUAGCAAAGCGACAAAGGUCAAAACGUCGAUAGCAGCGUCACAUGGAAUGGGGGGGUUCUGGAGCUCCCUUCAAGCAGGUGACGUUGGCACAGCGCUAGGGUCGUUGGCGGUGGUGAAUGCUAUCGUGGCCAUGCUGCGGUUUGGCAGUUGGCACAUCGUGCUGGCCACUGUGAUAGUCCUUAACGUGGCUCUUUUAUGGCGUCACAUCCGGCCAAAAGAUGGCCGCCCGUCGCACGACAAGAAUGUAGCCAUCGGGGGCUCCGCAGCAGCAGCAGGCGGGUUUCCUACCGCGCGACCAACCACGCUGGCUUCUCCCGUCAAACCCCCCGUGUCUGGCACGGUGAAUGGCUCUAAGGCUGUGGCGGGAUGCUCCAUGAAAGAAUGCCCCACUGACUCUGCGCCACACGUUUCGGGCUGCUGGACACAGCUUCAUGCGUCGCGGUUCAACGUGCGGAAAGGGCCGAGUUAUCGCCGCACAAAGACCAAAGCGCCGUCCGCUCCAGCUCUAUUAACGUUGAUGGCGACAGAUGCCUACCGGUCGUGUGGUAAAAUCGACAACAUCGGCAGCGUCGUUGACCUGCCCAGCCCCCGAGACGGCAACCGGCGCGACUUCUUGAUCAUCAACUGCCAAGUGCCUUGCUAUCCCCCGUCCAACCCGUUGUGGGGCGACCAAACGAUGGAUGGCGACGGGUUUAACUUUGUCACGUACUUUGCGAUUCCACCGGACGUGCGAGCCAAGCUGGACGAUCCAACUGAAAUGGAACCACCAAUUAAGCUCCUGCGUGGCUUUUUGGAAGAAGGAAAUGCAUUUGUAAGCCAUCGGCGGAGUCGCACACUCUCUCUCUCUCAACCAGUUUGCGACCAUAGACGGACAGGCUGAAAGCGAUCGGGAUCGUGGUGAACCCAGAAGAGCAAAAUGUCGGCCGCAUGGAGAAGCACCUCCUGGAAACGUACAAUGGCCAACCUAUUUUGACGCGGCCCCAACACCGGUUCUACCGCGGGGAUGGGUACUUCGAGGUCGACAUCGACGCGCACCUUUUCAACUUUGUCGCGCGGAAGGGUCUGUCCGGCGUCGCCGAUCACUUUGGCCACAUGAUCGUCGACUUUGGCUUUGUCCUGGAAGGCCAGGAAGAUGACGAAGUCCCCGAGCAAAUCCUUGGAUGCGUCAGGCUGUGCAAAGUCGACCUGAAAAACGCCCCCCGGCUAGCCUAGUUCCCCCACCCUUUAGUAAUCCCUUCGCGUAUUUACUCUCUUCCAA
Messenger RNA from Aphanomyces invadans, 2067 nucleotides. RefSeq lists its product as hypothetical. Lineage: Eukaryota; Oomycota; Saprolegniomycetes; Saprolegniales; Verrucalvaceae. The coding region runs from base 40 to 1689 and encodes 549 amino acids. The transcript has 10 exons. The record is from RefSeq and is a predicted model, not a curated record.